Molecule: messenger RNA, 785 nt
Organism: Miniopterus natalensis
Lineage: Eukaryota; Metazoa; Chordata; Mammalia; Chiroptera; Miniopteridae
Source: RefSeq, a predicted model, not a curated record
AUGAAUGCCAGGGAAGCUGGCAGCAGUUGUUCACUCACCUCCCUGACCCCAGUCCUUCUGACAGACAAGGAAGGGGGGCAGCUGCCACCAGACGAGGUGCUGGAUGAGGCUGUGCCAGGGUACCAGGCCCCGGGGAGGAAGAGCCUUCUAGAGAUCCAACAGCUGGACCCGGAUGAUGAGAGCCUGGCCAAGUACAAGCGGGUGCUUCUGGGUUCCCUGCCACCAGCAGUGGACCCAAGCCUGCCUAACGUGCAGGUGACCAGGCUGACUCUGAUGUCUGAGCAGGCUCCAGGGCCCAUGACCAUGGACCUCACAGGGGAGCUGGCUGCGCUGAAAAAUCAGGUGUUCGUCCUGAAGGAGGGUGUUGAUUACAAAGUGAAGAUUACCUUUAAGGUCAAUAAGGAAAUUGUCAGUGGCCUCAAGUGUCUGCAUCACACCUACCGCAGGGGCCUGCGAGUGGACAAGGCUGUGUACAUGGUGGGCAGUUAUGGCCCAAGAGCCCAGGAGUACGAGUUUGUAACUCCAGUGGAGGAGGCGCCGCGAGGUGCACUGGUGAGGGGCGCCUACAUGGUCACUUCCUUCUUCACUGAUGACGACAGGGCAGACCACCUUUCCUGGGAGUGGGGACUCCACAUCUGCCAAGACUGGAAGAGCUGAGCCCACCCCUCUGCCCUGCCCUGCCCUGCCCUGCCCCGGGAGCUGUCUUCCCACUUAGGGUCCUUGUUUCCUCUGCCUCUGUCAGUCAUUGCACAGGCCCCUGCAAGCAUUCCCCAGCCGCUUAGUCA